Branchiostoma floridae (Florida lancelet) is the source of this 2841-nucleotide messenger RNA. RefSeq names its product mucin-like protein. Gene Ontology annotation, biological process: cell-matrix adhesion. The record is from RefSeq and is a predicted model, not a curated record. Lineage: Eukaryota; Metazoa; Chordata; Leptocardii; Amphioxiformes; Branchiostomatidae. Gene Ontology annotation, molecular function: calcium ion binding. The transcript has 18 exons. The coding region runs from base 1 to 2841 and encodes 946 amino acids.
AUGUGCGUGGAUACCAACGUGUGCGAGUGCGAUGAGGGGUGGGCAGGAAGAUCCUGUGACCAAGAUCUAGAUGAGUGCUGGUAUGGAAGAGACAAGUGCGACCAUGUAAACGGCGGCUGUAUCAACACACAGGGGUCCUACAACUGCACUUGUAACGCCGGUCUACAACUCUACAACGGGACUUUUUGUAGCGCUAUCCCUGACACUGAUGAAUGUGCCAAAGACAACGGCGGUUGCGAGCAGAAUUGCCACAACACCCAUGGGUCAUUCGUCUGCAGCUGUGACACGGGCUACAAUCUCACGGCAGAUAACCGGACCUGUGUCGAUAUUGACGAGUGUAUCACAAAUAACGGCGGUUGUGACUACGAUUGUACCAACACCGUCGGAGGAAGGACAUGUAGUUGUGAAGAGAAUUUUCGUGUGGUGGCAGAAACUAUAUGCCGAGAUAAAGACAUGUACCCAUACGGAAAAGAAGUGCAUGAGCAGCCCCGGCGGUGGGACUUUUCUGUGUGCCAGAGAGAGGAGCUUCCAAUGGAGGGCUUCAGAUUCUUCGGACGGAGACAUCACAACAUUUACAUCUGUGAUAAUGGAAUAGCCGGCUUCGAUGAGAUUGUCCGACCAGGAUAUCCUUCAUCACUUGACGAUGACGUAUUCAGCCAAAAAGCAGUUCUUGCUCCUUUCUUGGCUAAAUCCAGCGCAACUGUCCUGGACAGCCUACCGGAGGACCAGAGAACCCAUAUCUUCUACAGCUUCUACCAGAGAAAUGACGGACAUCCGGCAACUGACCUGAUCCUUAACAGAACCAGAGAUGAUGGUAGAUCUACCCCUGGGUUUUAUGCCCCAACUUACGAACCAGUGUGGGCUCUAGUUGUUACGUGGACCAGAAUUGCCCCCGACUGCAGCGACUAUGGCAACGGGCUGUGUCCUCUGCCACACGACCAACUUCCAGUGAACAAUUUCCAGUUAGUCAUCUCCACAGAUGGAACCCUGUCUUUCGCCAGUUUUAUUUAUCCAGAUGCUGGACAGCAGUGGGUCAGCCCAGAUGAAGCUAAAGCUGGAGGUAUUGACCGCCCGAAUAAGAACUUCAUCGCUGUCGGUGGCUACAGCGCUGGGGACAACACAACCACUGAAGGUUUGGUGUACAAACCUCCUUGGGUGAGCAGUGGUACCGGUGUAGAUUUCUCGGGAAAGGACCGGCUAAUCAGCCCUCCCGGUUGGCCUUUCAAUGUGUCCAUGAGAAAUCUGCACAGGGUUAACGAAGGUGAAGGAAAGUGGCAGUUUGCGCUGCAGGAAGAAAGUGACCCUUCCCCCCAGCCAGGUGUAGUGAGCUGUUCCCAGUGGCUGAGGCGCCAGGAAGUAGAGGACCCAAGGCUGCUGUUUGGGUACGACGAGCUCCCAUCGGUCGGGUCCUGUCCCUGUUUUGCCGAACAGGCUUGGCAUGACGCGACGUACAACCUUCCAAGCUCCAUUUCGUCGAGACCGACGUGUGCGACCAGCCGACGCCGAGUCCACGCUUUUAAUAACAAGGCUGAGGAUGAAGCUGCCUUCCAAAGCUGCUGUAUGGAUGCAGAGACAGAGCGGAAUGGCUGGUACUGUGACAGGUUUGUGAUGCAUCGCCCGCUCACCUCCCUACCACAAGCAGACUGCACAAAUUACGGCGUUCAUAUUCCAUGGAGAAUGGUUUCGAGGGGUGAUCCCCACCUUACAACAAUGGACGGAAACAACUACUCGUUCAACGGACUCGGAGACUUCCUUCUCGCAGAUGUUAACAACAGGGAAUAUCAAGUACAAUGUAGGAUGUCGCUGGCUACAGGAUCGGACCACGCCACUAUGAUAACCGCCAUGAUUGCAUACCAGCGAGACAAACAGCCUGUGCAGAUCCAGGUGGUGGGAGACUCCAGUCUUGAGCUGUACGUGAACGGCAGCCAGACGGAUCUGUCUGUGUUUGAGGAGGAGGGGUACGAACUGGAGGUGGGAGACAACUCCCUGGUUACUCAGCCGGCAAACAACUCUCUCCUCGUCGUCUUCUUCAGCGGGAUCAGUGUCAAGGCAACGACCAAAAAGGGAAUGCUUUCUGUCGAGUUUUCCUCACCACCAGAGUUCAAGGGCAAGGUACGGGGGCUUGUUGGGAAGUUUGAUGGAGAUGAAUCGAACGACUUUGAGAGCUCAAACGGAACCAUUGUGCCUGUAGACGCAUCAGAAAGACAGCUCUACGAAGAUUUUGGCAUCACCUGGCAGCUUACCAGCGAAGAUGGACCUCUGAAAUCUUUGUUCCCCGACCAUACCCGAGACUCCUUCAGGACACGGUCCACAUUCUACCCCCAUUUCACCGAUGAGAUCACGUUCAGCGACCCGGACCUGGAGACACGGGCUCGCGCCACCUGCAGAAACAACACCGACUGUUUGUUCGACAUCAGUCAGACCGGAGAUAUCGAAUUCGGCAACGUGCUGCUGGAAGCUGAGGAAGAAUUCGACAAUAGCAAGAAAUUACUGAACAUGUUCCCUCCCAUUCUGACCGGACCGUACUCCGUGCACGCCACCGUGGGUGAGACAGUGACUGUGGUGGUCACAGCUGCCGACCCGACGACGCGUUUUCCCAGGUUCGUGCUCGGAUCUGAGGUUCCCGAUGCCGUGCAGCUUAACGUCAGGGAGUCGGAGGCAACCCUGGUCUGGCAGGUGGAGUCUGAUUCUCCGUUUAAGCUUCAACUUGAUGUGUACAACGCAGAGAACACAUCAGCCCAGUACUGGCCGGUGGUCUAUAUGUGCCCCUGUUUGAAUGGCGGCAACUGUAACUCGAGCGUGGAUCCGGACCCAUCCUUCGCUGGCGGCGAGAAGAAGUGA